AUGUUGGCCCCCCUGUGGCUGCUUAGCCUUUCUCUCCCCACUCUGUGGGCAGAGAUAUUAAUCAGAUGUUCCUAUAAGAGUCUCUGCCAGCAGGCCCUAGUCUCGGGCAAUGAUGUUGUCCUGCAAUGUGACUACCCCAAGGCACUCUGGUACUUCUCUUCCAUUUUGGGGGAAGAUCCCUUCCUGCUCUCCUCUGUGCCGAACAUAAAGAAACUUCCUGGGGGCAGCCUUCAACUGACCAACCCUCAGCCGUCCCAGACAGGCCUCUAUCACUGCCAGGACAGUGACAAUGCCCUUGUGGUAGAGUACGAGAUUGACUUCCAAGAUGUCAGCACCCUGCACAUCACCCACAGAGGCCUGGGCCAGAAACCCCUGCAGAACGAGACCCUGAGUCUGGGUGGUCGUGUGCUCAUCUUUACCCACUGGGAGCCCUGGCAGGACUGUAACCGCUGUGGGGAGCCCGGGGAGCGGAAGCGGCUGGGCUACUGCUACAUCGAGGAGCCCCAGGAAAAAGCCAUGCCGUGCUGGCUCUACCUGAGAGGGGAGAAGACCCGCUCCAGCCGUCUGCGGACCGAACUGCAGGUGGAAGCCUGUCUUGCACCCUGCGACCAUGUCAAGGAAACCAACCAGCCAUACUUCAUCUUUGACAUUUACCCAUUGGGCAAGUUGACCAACAACAUGUGGCUUACCUGCCCCUUGGCUUCCAUCUACAGGUGA
Messenger RNA from Enhydra lutris kenyoni (northern sea otter), 717 nucleotides. RefSeq names its product protein FAM187B-like. NCBI's taxonomy places the organism in Eukaryota, Metazoa, Chordata, Mammalia, Carnivora, Mustelidae. The transcript has a single exon. The record is from RefSeq and is a predicted model, not a curated record. Bases 1 to 717 code for a protein of 238 amino acids.